GCCGGAGCGGAGGCAGCGGAGCAGUGGAGCACGUGCGUGCAUUCGCAGCCUUCUUUCUGCCACUUGCCACUUGCCACCACUCUCUGCUGGAACACGGUCAAACACUGCCAGUUUAAUAAGUCCAAAUUCUUAUAUGGAACGUAUACGAUCUGAGCGUGCAACGUUGAAGCAACUAAUUUAGAAGAACUUCUGCAUGCAAAGGAGCUUCUGGUGAAAUUCACGUUUCGCUACGACCUGUAUAUGAUGAUCCGAGGUUUCAGUCAAUUAUCGAGAAACGCGCUUUCCGGCGGACUCUCCAAUCUUUUAUUGAACGGAGCUCUCAGAACAAUGUCGGGAAAAUCGACCGUGAGGAUCGGCACGCACGACGGAACCUUUCAUUGCGAUGAAGUCCUCGCCUGCACACUCUUAAAACUGCUACCGCAAUACAAGGAUGCAUCUAUAGUAAGAUCUCGGAAUCAGAGUGUCUUAGAUACCUGUGACAUCGUGGUGGACGUUGGCGGAGAGUAUGAUCCUUCUAGACAUCGAUACGAUCAUCACAUGAGAGAAUUCCAGGAGUCGAUGAGUACCGUUAUAAAGAAACCAGGGUACGAUUGGACAAUAAAACUAAGCAGUGCUGGACUGAUCUACUGCCAUUUUGGUCAUGAGAUAUUGAGGAUUGUACUUUCGGACGUAACAGAGGACAAAGUCAUUGAUGAAAUCUUUAGGAAGAUUUAUGACACGUUAAUCCAGGAAAUCGACGCUAUAGAUAACGGUGUGCCGAUGUACGACGCAGAGCCAUUGUAUCGAAUAGUCACCAAUUUAAGCGCGCGCGUAAACAGACUUAAUCCUCAGUGGAACAGUCAAGAUGUGAAUAUAGAAAAACAAUUUGAGAAAGCCAUGGCUUUGGUUCUGGAGGAAUUUUUGGAAUUUGUACAAUACACGAAAAACGUUUGGUUACCGGCAAGGGACAUCGUGCGACGCGCUGUGGAGAGUCGAUUCGAAGUCGAUCCAAGCGGAGAAAUAAUAAUGUUGUCGAAGUUUGUACCGUGGAAAGAACAUUUGUUUCAACUGGAAAAGGAGAUGAACGUGUCGCCAUCAAUAAAGUACGCCAUUUUUGAGGGUGAUAACGCUUAUCGGGUUCAGUGUAUGCCGGUAGCGGAAGGAAGUUUCGUGUGCAGAAUGUUCUUGCCGGAAGCGUGGGGCGGUUUGCGCACUGAUGCCCUUGUGGAAGCCUGUGGAAUUGAAGGUGCCAUAUUCGUGCAUUCCGUUCGAUUCAUCGGUGGUCACAAAACCAAAGACGGCGCGGUCGCCAUGGCGCGAAAAGCGCUCGAGAUCGGGAAGGCCGUGCAGUGUGUAGAAUGACAAUGUCUAGACCGCUCAUCUUUUUCAGAAUUUUUGUAAUGGUUAUUGAAUAAUUUUUAGAAAGCAUUUCUUGUUAUUAAGAGUUGCAUGGUGCAACUCGAUCGUGUACAUUUUGUUCUGUUUAAAGACUCCGAUCAUUUAAAACUCAUUGAAUCCCACGCAAUAUAAAAUAAAUCAUUUUAUCUUAUCAAUUGUCAUGCAUCGAAUACUUUCGAAUAUAUUCAAUAAAGUUAAACCAAACUGCA
Molecule: messenger RNA, 1586 nt
Organism: Temnothorax curvispinosus
Lineage: Eukaryota; Metazoa; Arthropoda; Insecta; Hymenoptera; Formicidae
Product: UPF0160 protein MYG1, mitochondrial-like
Exons: 6
Coding region: 241-1341 (366 amino acids)
Cellular component (GO): nucleus; cytoplasm
Source: RefSeq, a predicted model, not a curated record